AUGUUGUCGUGCCGGGCCUGGGCAAACUUGCCGCCCGAGCUUGUCUGCUGCAGCGCCGAUAGACUUGACGACCUCAAGUGCUACGCGAGUGCGCAAGGAACUUGCCUGACAUGGCGUUCAGCGCUCACGCCGCCGUUGUCAUCGCUGCUCGUGGACCACAACAAUGACCCCGCCAAGCGCUACAUCACCACCGCCAUCAAGCGUCGUACCACUGUACCCUCAAUCCUCACGCGUCGCUCCUUCAGGCUCAACCCCAUCCCUUGA
Messenger RNA from Triticum turgidum subsp. durum (durum wheat), 264 nucleotides. NCBI's taxonomy places the organism in Eukaryota, Viridiplantae, Streptophyta, Magnoliopsida, Poales, Poaceae. The record is from the annotation of a GenBank genome assembly.